UCAUCCACUGCAGAGGAGGGAACCCAACCUCCCCACAGCACCCAGACCAUCGCUGGACAAACACGACUGCCAUGAGUAACCUGCUGCUGCUUUCUGCCCUUUUCCUACAUUUUCUCCAACAAGGAAGCACCAGCAAGAAAUUACCUGGAGUUGAGCAAUAUGAAAUAGUUUAUCCAUGGAAAUUGCACACAGUACAGAGAAGAGACACAGAAAGGCACAAAGAGAUCAAAUUGGAUGACACCAUGGAGUAUGGGAUCAAAGCCAAUGGAGAGGAAGUCAUCCUGCACCUACAGAAAAAUAAGCAUCUCUUAGCUCCAGACUACACUGAAACAAUUUACUCUGAGGAUGGCCAACAAAUAACAACAAGUCCUCAGAUCAAGGAUCACUGUUAUUAUGAAGGUUAUGUGCAGAAUGAUGCUGAUUCCAUAGCUGCCAUCAGUACUUGCAAAGGUCUGAGGGGCUAUUUUGAGACCCGUGGCCAGAAGUAUCUGAUUGAACCCUUGGGAACUUCAGACAGAGAUGAACAUGCAGUCUACAAGUAUGAGAAGCUCCAGCAGAAAUCCCUAAAAACCUGUGGGCUGAUCAAUAACACCUGGGAAGUGGAUUCAGAUGAUCCCAUCAAUGACAUCUUCAAAUCCAGCAACAGUCCAGAAAUGAAAGCAUACCUGAAAGCCAAAAAGUACCUGGAAGUUUACAUAGUUGCAGACAAUACUUUGUACAAGAAGUAUGAUGAAGAUGUUCAAACCAUAAGGCAAAGGAUAUUUGGAAUAGUCAAUUACAUCAACACGGUUUAUAAAGCCAUCAAUAUCUACGUGGCUUUAAUUGGCCUGGAAGUCUGGACAGAUGGGGACAAGUGUGAGCUGAGCCCUGCUUCAGGGUUCACCCUGGACCGAUUCUCCAAGUGGCGCCUCUCGGAUUUGCUGAAGAGGAAAAGAAAUGACAACGCUCAGCUCAUCACAGGCUAUGGCUUUGAGGGGACAACGAUUGGAUUAGCCUUUCUAAAAUCCAUAUGCAGUGACAUAUAUUCUGCAGGUAUUAUUCAGGACCACAACAGAAAUGAAAUUGCAGUUGCAGCCACCAUGGCACAUGAGAUGGGGCACAACCUGGGCAUGAGCCACGACACUGAAGCCUGUUCCUGCAGUGACCCAGUUUGUGUCAUGACUGACACUGUCAGUUCUUUCAUCCCCAAGAAAUUCAGCUCUUGCAGCCUCCAGAGUUUUGAGAAAUACAUGCUGAGUGAGAUGCCACAAUGCUUAACCAACAUCCCAGAGAGCAGCAGCAUCAUAGCUCCUCCAGCCUGUGGGAAUGGCUUUGUGGAAAGAGGAGAGGAAUGUGACUGUGGCACUGCUGAGGAAUGCACCAACGAGUGCUGCGAGCCCGAGACCUGCAGGCUGACAGCAGGAGCCCUGUGUGCACAUGGGGAGUGCUGUGAAAACUGCCAAUUUAAAAAAUCAGGUGCUGUUUGCCGAGCUGCAAAACAUGACUGUGACCUGGCUGAGAUGUGCUCUGGAUUUUCUGCCAACUGCCCAGCGGAUCGGUUCCGUGUCAAUGGCCACCCCUGCAGCUAUGGGGAAGGUUACUGCUACAUGGGAGCCUGUCCCACCAGGGAAAGCCAGUGCCAAGCUGCCUUUGGACCACAGGCUAAAGAAGGUGCAGCCUCCUGUUACAAGGUGAACAAGAGAGGGCUGUACUAUGGAUACUGCAGAAAAGAAAAAGGUAGUCACGUCCCAUGUCAAGAAAAAGAUAUAAUGUGUGGAAAAUUGUUCUGUACUGGGGGGAAGGAGAUGCCUCGGGAUGGGAGCAUGGUGGCUUUUGAUUCCUGCAAAGCAAGUUUUCCUAGGAAUGGUGAAGAAGAUCCAGGGAUGAUUCUCGAUGGAACAAAGUGUGGGAAUGGGAUGGUGUGCAGCAAUGGAGAAUGUGUCCAUGUUGAAGAUGUCUUUCGAUCAACCAACUGCUCAGCCAAGUGUCCUGGACAUGCUGUGUGUGACCACGAGCUGCAAUGCCAGUGUGAAGAAGGAUGGGCCCCCCCAAGCUGUGAGACCCCCUCAGCAGUCACCAGCUUUGCUAUUGUUGCUGGUGUCCUGGUUGUCCUGGCUGUCACAGCAGCUGCAGCAGUGCUACUGAUCCGCUUCCGAGUCUUUGAGAAGAGAUGCCAGACCAGAAGGGGACCUGGAGCCACAAACCAAGUCUUUGUGGACCAAGAACAACACUGCAAAGAGCACCCUGUCCUGGUGGGACCUGCCCAAAAGACAAAUGGCAAGAAACUUCUCCUUCCUGUGCCUCCUCUGCAGGAGAACAAACCCCAGCUCUGGAGUGUAAGUAUGCCUGCCAUGAGGCCAAAAGGUCCCCCACCUCCUGUUCCUCCAACCAAACCAACCUCUUCUCACACAGUGGAGAUUUUUGCACCAGAGAGAAAACCUGCUCAUCCCCCUGUUCCAAAAGGGAAACCUCCACCUCCUCCUCCCCCAAAGGCUUUAAAACCUCCAAGUAACCCCAGAGUGUGAAGCCUCUGAAGCAGGGCUGACCAAGACACCUGAAAUUUUUCAGGGACAAUCUGUUUGCCCCUUGAUUCCUCUACUUUUGGCAAAGGCACCCAAGACAAACUCCUGUUUUCAUUAAAAAAAAAAAAAA
Calypte anna (Anna's hummingbird) is the source of this 2631-nucleotide messenger RNA. It is a transcript of the gene ADAM28, whose product is annotated as ADAM metallopeptidase domain 28. Gene Ontology annotation, biological process: proteolysis. The record is from RefSeq and is a predicted model, not a curated record. NCBI's taxonomy places the organism in Eukaryota, Metazoa, Chordata, Aves, Apodiformes, Trochilidae. The transcript has 24 exons. Gene Ontology annotation, molecular function: metalloendopeptidase activity. The coding region runs from base 72 to 2504 and encodes 810 amino acids. Gene Ontology annotation, cellular component: plasma membrane.